Oreochromis niloticus (Nile tilapia) is the source of this 3667-nucleotide messenger RNA. RefSeq names its product low density lipoprotein receptor-related protein 12 (gene lrp12). Gene Ontology annotation, molecular function: protein binding. Lineage: Eukaryota; Metazoa; Chordata; Actinopteri; Cichliformes; Cichlidae. The record is from RefSeq and is a predicted model, not a curated record. The coding region runs from base 535 to 3138 and encodes 867 amino acids. The transcript is spliced from 11 exons.
AUGUUAGUGACGCCACUGUCAAAGGGGCGGGGAUUCUCUCUGCGGUCUGUUGUUGUUGUUCGGCUCGACGGAAGCUAAAACCUAACAGCUUCGCACGGAAAUGCGCUCACGACUUCUAUCAGAUCGACAGUAGUGCUGCUGACUCGGUGAAGGUCCCGUGAGCUCGGAUUGACCCGGUUCGCCCCCCCCCCCUCUGGGUCGGAUGACUCUGUCCCGUUAGCAUGUUGAAGCUAACGGGCCGGUGUUCUUAGCGUCAGCCUGUUAGUCGGCAGCUAGCGGGUCUUUGUUUCCGAGCUAACCGAGGUUCUUCGCAGUAUGUCCCGCUGCGUACCCCCCGCACAGCUCGAUUCCGCGUUAACGUCACGUUCAGCGGCUCGCGUCUGUGUUAAUUGAAUGCCGGGUUUAUCGGGGAGCUCCGUUAUCCUCGGUAGCCGCUCGGUUCGGAGCCGAGGUCUGCUAACAGCUGACAUGCAGCGCUCAGCUCUGUGACCUUGGACUCUUCACCAUUAUCUUCAUCAGAACAUCAGGGUUAUCAUGGCCCUCAAAACAGACUGCAGGCAGGGUGUGGUUUGCCUCCUCCUCCUCACAGGAUGCUUUUCUGCCUCUCAGAGGAAUGAAAAUGUCUAUGUGUCAGGGAUUUCUAAUGCCUGCAGUGACGUGGCAGAGCUCCUGCGGGCAUCCAGCGGUAUAAUCACCAGCCCCGGAUGGCCCUUCCAGUAUCCAGCCCGAAUGAACUGCAGCUGGAAUAUCAGGGCACGACCUGGAGAUGCCAUCACCAUCAGCUUCCAGGACUUUGACCUACAGGGUUCCCAUCGCUGCACCUCAGACUGGAUGUCCAUCAGCAGCUACAGGAACCUGGAUGGACUCCGGGUUUGUGGCUCCUCCUUGCCACCACCCUACAUCUCCUCUCAGGACCAUUUGUGGAUCCACUUCCACUCGGAUGACAGCCUGACGGGAAAAGGCUUCAGACUGUCAUACAUCAGCGGUAAGCCGCUGGCAUCCAGCUGUGAUGUGGACCAGUUCCACUGCUCAAAUGGGAAGUGCAUCCCAGACUGGUGGCGCUGUAACUCCAUGGACGAAUGCGGUGACAAUUCAGAUGAAGAGAUGUGUGUGGACUCGCCAUUCUCCUUCCAGCCCUGCAGCCUGAACCAGUUCCCCUGCCUGUCUCGCUACACCCGCAUCUACACCUGCUUGCCCCACAGCCUGCGCUGCGACGGUAGCAUCGACUGCCAGGACCUUGGCGAUGAGAUAGACUGUGAUGUUCCCACCUGUGGCGAGUUGUUGAGGAACUUCUAUGGUUCUUUCAGCUCUCCAAACUAUCCUGAUUUCUACCCUCCAGGAAGUAACUGCACCUGGCUGAUUGACACUGGAGACCACCGAAAGGUUAUCCUAAGGUUCACAGAUUUUAAACUUGAUGGGACUGGCUAUGGCGACUAUGUCAAAGUCUAUGAUGGGCUGGAGGAGAACCCCCGUCGCCUUCUCAGGGUGCUGACUGCCUUUGACUCCAGAGCGCCGGUCGCUGUGGUUUCAUCAUCUGGUCAGCUCCGAGUUCACUUCUACGCUGACAAGAUCAAUGCGGCCAGAGGCUUCAACGUCACCUACCAGGUGGAUGGGUUCUGCCUGCCCUGGGAGGUUCCAUGCGGGGGGAACUGGGGCUGUUACACCGAGCAGCAGCGCUGCGAUGGGUACUGGCACUGCCCCAACGGUCGGGAUGAGCUAAACUGCUCCUCUUGUCAGGAGGAUGAGUUCCCCUGCUCCAGAAACGGAGCCUGUUACCCUCGGUCGGACCGCUGCAACUACCAGAACCGCUGUCCCAAUGGUUCUGAUGAGAAGAACUGCUUCUUCUGCCAGCCAGGAAACUUCCACUGUAAGAAUAAUCGCUGUGUGUUUGAGUCGUGGGUUUGCGACGCACAGGAUGACUGUGGGGAUGGCAGCGACGAGGAGAGUUGUCCUGUCAUUGUUCCCACACGAGUCAUCACAGCUGCCGUCAUUGGCAGCCUCAUCUGUGGCCUCUUAUUGGUCAUUGCCCUUGGUUGCACAUGCAAGCUGUACUCGCUGCGCAUGUUUGAACGCAGGUCAUUUGAGACCCAGCUGUCCAGAGUGGAGGCGGAGCUGCUGAGGAGGGAAGCCCCGCCCUCUUAUGGUCAGCUGAUUGCGCAGGGACUGAUCCCACCUGUGGAGGAUUUCCCAGUGUGCUCAGGGAGCCAGGCCUCUGUCCUGGAAAAUCUUCGUCUGGCAGUCCGCUCUCAGCUCGGCUUCACAUCCCUCAGGCUGCCCUCCUCUGGUCGUCGUAGCAACCUGUGGCGUCGCCUCUUUACUUUCUCACGGUCCCGGCGCUCAGGUUCUUUGGCUCUGGUCUCUGCAGACCUGGAGGACAGCGCUGGCACUGGUAGCACCGGAAGCUCCGGCUCAGACCUGUUGUCUCCAGACUCGGAUGAUACAGACACUGAGGGCGAGCGAGGGCGAGGCAUCAGUGCAGUGGGUGGGCCUGUUUCACCCCUCCCCCAGAAGACCCCGCCUCCCUCCGCUGUAGAGGCUGUGCUUUCGAUGACACCUUCUGUGACCCUGACAUCUGGCCGAGACAAUGACAGGCCUAGAGAGGCCCUCCCUCCAUCCAGCCCUGUCACUAUAGUAACCUCCAGUCCAGAUCCCGAAUGUCACAGUGACACCUCUGACCUCUCCGCCCCAGCUGCCUCUGCCCUGCAGCGCCUGGCCCAAAACCUGCACCGCUUAGCUAGAAAUCUGACAAGAACAAGUCAGAACCAGCAGAGCCAGACCUGGAGCAAUCAUAGCCCACUGCACCAGCUGGAGACAGGAAGAGGUGGGGUUGAAGUCACAGAGCGACGGGGGAGUGGAGAGGAAGACGAAGAUGUGGAGCUCCUGAUCCCCGUCUCUGACUCAGAUUCCUCUUCCUCGUCCUUGCUUGUCAGCGACAUCCGACAACCUCUGCUCGAGUCAUACCCCUCCUCCACUGUGAACCAUGCCCCCCGCCAUCACAAUGGGAACAGUGGUCGAGGAGGGCGGGAUGGCCCCUGUGAACACUGCGGAAUGGUCCACACAGCUCAGAUCCCUGAUGCUUGCCUGGAAGCGACUGGCAAAACAGAGAGCAGUGAUGAUGAGCUGCUGCUGCUAUGCUAACAGGCGAACUGAAAGGCUAACACUAGCCCUACUCCUUCAGUGUUCUAACACACUAAGUGCAGCUGUAGGCCUGUCGGUUAGCAUGUUAACAACAUGCUAACAUGUUAACAACAGCAUGUUAACAACAUGCUAACUGACAGGAAAGCACUGCACAAUGCCACACACCUCACUCCUCACACACUGAGAGGGGUGGGAUUAUUAUAUUAUAGCAUCCUAGCUGGAUCUGUGAUGUCAAAGGUAAACAAACUGAGUGAUGUCACUGAUUGAAUUUUAUUUGGUACGACUUUAAAAACAGUCCCUCUGUUUCCCGGUCUAUCUGUUAAAGCGCUGCCCAACCUUAGGUACGACUGAAUUCUAGAGUUCCCAAGCAGGAGAGGGUCAUUGACCGUUGGAGGCAGCCAAACACUUCUUCCUAAAAUCUAAGGCCAGGCCACAUAAGAUAAGAUAACCUUUAUUAGUCCCACGCGUGGGAAAUUUGUUUCCCAAACAUAUAGCCCUCCCCCCAAUUGUUCAGUUGGCAUUUACUUUA